Molecule: messenger RNA, 2990 nt
Organism: Artibeus jamaicensis (Jamaican fruit-eating bat)
Lineage: Eukaryota; Metazoa; Chordata; Mammalia; Chiroptera; Phyllostomidae
Gene: KLC2
Product: kinesin light chain 2
Exons: 16
Coding region: 189-2096 (635 amino acids)
Biological process (GO): microtubule-based movement
Cellular component (GO): membrane-bounded organelle; kinesin complex; cytoplasm
Molecular function (GO): kinesin binding
Source: RefSeq, a predicted model, not a curated record
AAGGCGGCGCAGGGACUGUUGGGAAGGGCGGCGGGAUGGAGGCGGUGGGAUCUGUUCAAGGCAGCCGAUCCGAGUAAAACGGAGAGGGAGCCAGAGCCGGAGCGGGAGCCGGACCCAAGCGGGAGGCGGGCCGGAGCAGGAGGUGCAGGCCCAGCAUCCCUCCCCCUUGCCUUCACAGGAUCAAGGCCAUGGCCACGAUGGUGCUUCCCCGAGAAGAGAAGCUGAGCCAGGAUGAGAUCGUGCUGGGCACCAAGGCCGUCAUCCAGGGGCUGGAGACCCUGCGCGGGGAGCAUCGUGCCCUUCUCGCUCCCUUGGUGGCUCCUGAAGCCGGCGAGGCUGAGCCCGGCUCACAGGAGCGCUCUGUCCUCCUGCGCCGCUCCCUGGAGGCCAUCGAGCUAGGGUUGGGGGAAGCCCAGGUGAUCCUGGCGCUUUCGAGCCACCUGGGGGCUGUAGAGUCGGAGAAGCAGAAGCUUCGGGCACAGGUGCGGCGCCUGGUGCAGGAGAACCAGUGGCUUCGAGAGGAGCUGGCAGGGACGCAGCAGAAGCUGCAGCGCAGCGAGCAGGCCGUGGCCCAGCUCGAGGAGGAGAAGCAGCACUUGCUGUUCAUGAGCCAGAUCCGAAAGCUGGAUGAGGACACCUCCCCCAACGAGGAGAAGGGGGACGUCCCCAAAGACUCUCUGGAUGACCUGUUCCCCAACGAGGAGGAGCAAAGCCCAGCCCCCAGCCCUGGAGGAGGGGAUGUGGCUGCCCAGCACGGGGGCUAUGAGAUCCCAGCACGGCUCCGCACCCUGCACAACCUGGUGAUCCAGUACGCCUCCCAGGGCCGCUAUGAGGUGGCCGUGCCACUCUGCAAGCAGGCACUCGAAGACCUGGAGAAGACGUCAGGUCAUGACCACCCCGACGUGGCCACCAUGCUGAACAUCCUGGCGCUGGUCUACCGGGACCAGAACAAGUACAAGGAGGCUGCUCACCUGCUCAAUGAUGCCCUGGCCAUUCGAGAGAAGACACUGGGCAAGGACCACCCAGCUGUGGCCGCAACAUUAAACAACCUGGCAGUUCUGUAUGGCAAGAGGGGCAAGUACAAGGAGGCUGAGCCUCUGUGCAAGCGGGCGCUGGAGAUCCGGGAGAAGGUCCUGGGCAAGUUUCAUCCAGAUGUGGCCAAGCAGCUGAGCAACCUGGCACUGUUGUGCCAGAACCAGGGCAAAGCUGAGGAGGUAGAAUACUACUACCGGCGGGCACUGGAGAUCUAUGCCACACGCCUUGGGCCUGAUGACCCCAACGUAGCCAAGACCAAGAACAACCUGGCCUCCUGCUACCUGAAGCAGGGCAAGUACCAGGACGCGGAGGUCCUGUACAAGGAAAUCCUCACCCGUGCUCACGAGAAGGAGUUUGGCUCCGUCAAUGGGGACAACAAGCCUAUCUGGAUGCACGCAGAGGAACGGGAGGACAGCAAGGAUAAGCGCCGGGAUAGCACCCCCUAUGGGGAAUAUGGCAGCUGGUACAAGACCUGUAAAGUAGACAGUCCCACCGUCAACACCACCCUGCGCAGCUUGGGGGCCCUGUACCGGCGCCAGGGCAAGCUGGAAGCCGCACACACACUGGAGGACUGUGCCAGCCGCAGCCGCAAGCAGGGCCUGGACCCUGCAAGCCAGACCAAGGUGGUGGAACUGCUGAAAGAUGGCAGUGGUGGGCGGGGAGACCGCCGUGGCAGCCGAGAUGUGGCCAGGGGUGCGGGGCCUCGGUCCGAGUCUGACCUCGAGGAGGCAGGGCCCACAGCCGAGUGGAGCGGAGACGGCAGUGGCUCCUUGCGGCGCAGCGGCUCCUUUGGGAAGCUCCGAGAUGCCCUGAGGCGCAGCAGUGAGAUGCUGGUGAAGAAGCUACAGGGUGGUGGCCCCCAGGAGCCCCCUAACCCCAGUUCCACCAUGGGCACACACGGGCCUUCCUUUCCCCUCAGGAUGAAGCGGGCCAGUUCUCUCAACUUCCUCAACAAGAGUGUGGAAGAGCCAGUCCAGCCUGGAGGCACAGGCCUCUCUGACAGCCGCACCCUCAGCUCCAGCUCCAUGGACCUGUCCCGACGAAGCUCCCUGGUGGACUAAUACUGAAGGGGCAGCGGGCUGCCAGAGCCUCUGGCCCGCACUGCCCCCGCCCCCAGCCCUGCGCAUGGGCCUGCUGCUUGCCCCACCUGUCUCUCCCCAGGACCCUUGCCUUUUCUGUUUAAUCUCAGGGUAACCUCCUCCCCUGUCGUCUCAGCCUGAGCCCUGGAGGCUGGGCCUGCACUCCGCAGCUCUACCCCUUAUUUAUUCCUUUCAUCAGGGCCCCUCUAUCCAGGUUCAGGGCCAGUGAGAGAGGCUGGCUGGGGUCUUCCCGGUGGAGAUUCAGUGGCCCACCAUCCCCUGACCCCAGAGCCAAGAACACUAAGCACCUGCCAUCCCGUCAGCACCCCUGUCCUCCCCCGGCCGUUGCUUCUGUAUAUAGAGAAAUAAGUUAUUGGCCGCGCCCCGUCCCUCAGUUCAAGGUACUGCUCGGGCCUCCCUUCACCCGUCCUUCUCUAGUGGUACCGCCUAGGCCUUAAUCACCCCCAUUCCGCGCGGUGGUAUCUCCCAGGCUCUACACACAUCUCGGGGGGCCUCUCCAAAGGGUUCCCUGGGACUUGUAGCACUCCUCCGGGACUCAGAGAGUGCAUCCUGCCCGGUCAUCUCCCCGUGCCCCAGAACAGAGAGCUCUCCACUGACCUUCACCGCCGGGCCCUGCCCCGCAUCGCAUCCCGGCCUUAUGCACUGCCCUUCCCGCCCGGCCCCGCCCAGGCACGGCCUGACCCCGCCCGGGGCACCGCCCAUUGAGCCAUCCAGCCACGCCUUCUCUCGCCCCUGCAGCUUCUCGAGGGACAGUGAUGUCCCCCUGUGGCCGGAGGGGCUGCCCCUGUUGAGGGUUGAGGCGGUCGCUCUCUAUUUUCAAAUGUUGCUGUAGAAAUAAAGAUGGUUUGAAUCUGA